AUGUAUCGCACGCCAAGACCCUACGAACUCGCGCCUUUAAAGGACUUUCUCUUGUCCGCUGAGCGCUCGCAAGCAGAGACUGAAGAGUACAUCCUGGCCAAUCUCGAGAAUCCAGUCUCGCCGCGUUUCCUUGCGUCCAUCUUUCAUGAAAAGGCAGUCGACGCCUACAAGGCGGCGGGAGCCACUGUGCCGCGGCGUCCAGGCUUCGGGUUGACUCUCGACUGGAAGACGGAUGAUGACAGCGACGUCUUUCCCAGGCUGUCCUUUGACGAUGAGGGAAAUGCGUCUUGGAGGGCGCAUACCCUCUUGAUUCGCGAAGUCUGCAUGCUCCGCGUCAUGGAGGAGCUCACCAACAAGCCAGAAUGGUGGCGCAAGGUCAAGGACGACGAAAUCGCGGCAAAGUGGAAGACUGAGAUUUUGCAAAUGGAUUGGAAGACCUUGGUAGAUCUCUGGGCCGUCUUUACCGAACCCAUGGCCGAUGCUGUCAUUGCCGAGCUGCGUGCCAAGGCAGACCUCUACCAAGAAACCGGCCUGAUUCCCGUCAUGGACUACUCGGCCUGCGCCAUCAAGUCCGACAGCCUCAUGUCCGACGCCCUGGUCCAGCGCCUCAAGGCCGCCGUCGCGCCGCUUGAGGAUGUGCCCGACGCCGCCAAGGACUGGCAUCCCGGCAGCAACAACAAGGUCCUCGACCUCGUGCACCCCUCGCUCUUCCCCGUCAUCUACGGCCGCACGCGCGUCCUCCCCAACCGCACCAUUGGCGUCGCCGACUGCCUCGCGCACGCCGGCACCGGCAUCCCGCUCCCGACGCUCGGCCAGAAGAAGAAGCAGCGGAACCCAGACGACCGGCGUCACCGCAGGUCCACGGACGACCAAGACGACAUUGAGCUAUCCACAAACUACCAGUGGCUGCCCUGCGACGUCGAGCUCAAGGACGGCAAGGCCACCAUUGCGAGCUACGUCAACAACGUGCACCCCGUGGAGCACGCCGCCCUGUACCCCGUCAUUGAAGAGUUUAUCAACCUCGCGCUGCCGGCGUGGGACCUCGUCUACCGCUGGCCCGAGGAGUUUGAGUUUAAGCGCAUGCAUUGGGAUGAGAUUUACAAGUGGGAGUGCGCGGUGCCCGAGUUCUGCAAGGGCGAGUGCGACCCCAAAAACUGUCCACUCGAGGAGGGCGGCGUCCCGCGGCCUGGCAGGGGCGACGACAACGACGACAACGACGACGACGACGAUGACAAGGGUAGUGAGGGCGGCGACGAGGAAGCCGAUAAGGAUGAUGAGGGCGGCAAUGAAGAAGAUGACAAGGAGAGCAAUGGAGGUGACGAGGAAGACAACAAGGAGAGCGACGCCGUCAACGAUGUGGUCGCCGACAACGAUGUGGACGCCGACAACGAUGUGGACGCCGUCAACGAUGUGAACGACAAUGAUGAGGAUGACAAUGAUGAGGACGACAAUGAUGACGAUGAGGAUGACGGUGACGACGACGAUGAUGAUGACGAUGAUGAAGAAGCAUACGAGAAUAUACAGGCCGGUGACGCGCGCGAGCAGUGGUUCGUCCGCCACCACACCAUGAUCCUGCCCGACCCCGACAGCUCCGCCUACUGCGGCCGCUUCGCCGCCUCCAAACUAAUGCGCUCCUCCCCCAGCAACCUCUUCGCCGAGGCGCUGCAGGCGCAGCCGCAUCCCGCCGCGCCCGGCUCGCCCCGGCUGCAAGUCAUUGUCAAGCUCGCCAGCAUCCACCUGACGCCGGCGAAACCGCAGUACGACGGCGGCUCCUGGCACGUCGAGGGCCAGCUCAACGAGCGCAUCGUCGCAACGGCGCUCUUCUACUACGACGCGCACAACGUCACUCCCAGCGCGCUCUCGUUUCGCACCGCCGCCAACGGCGAGCAGCUCGACGAGGAAGGCUUCUACGAGCAAAACGACUCUCGGGGCAUCGAGCGCGCCCUCGCCAUCCGCGCCCGUGGCAGCGUCUUGCAAGACAUUGGCCACGUCGUCACCUCGCCCGGCCGCGCCCUCUUUUUCCCCAAUCUCUACCAGCACCGCGUCGGAUCCUUUCGCCUCGCGGACCCCACCAGACCGGGACACCGCAAGAUUCUCGCGCUGUUUCUGGUUGAUCCCAAGGUGCCGGUGCUGUCGACGGCGAAUGUGCCGCCGCAGCAGCGCGCGUGGUGGGAGCGCGAGGUUGGCGCGGACCCGGCCGACUUGGUCGGGAGGAAGCUGCCGAAUGAGCUGCGCGAAAUGGUUCUUGGCGGCGUGGAUUUUCCCAUUUCGCUGCAAGAGGCCAAGGGGGUCCGGGAGGAGCUCAUGGCGGAGCGCAAGAUUCUGGUGGAGGAUACUCAGAGCAGGUGGGAUCAGACGGAGUUCAACUUUUGCGAGCACUAG
This is a messenger RNA of Beauveria bassiana ARSEF 2860, 2382 nucleotides long. RefSeq lists its product as uncharacterized. The record is from RefSeq and is a predicted model, not a curated record. NCBI's taxonomy places the organism in Eukaryota, Fungi, Ascomycota, Sordariomycetes, Hypocreales, Cordycipitaceae. The transcript is spliced from 3 exons. The coding region runs from base 1 to 2382 and encodes 793 amino acids.